Molecule: messenger RNA, 2760 nt
Organism: Suillus plorans
Lineage: Eukaryota; Fungi; Basidiomycota; Agaricomycetes; Boletales; Suillaceae
Exons: 12
Coding region: 1-2760 (919 amino acids)
Source: RefSeq, a predicted model, not a curated record
AUGCCUCCCAAAUGGACUUCUUCCACCCAAAAGCGCGCUAACCAGCGGACGGAAACUGCAUCUACGGACUUCGUGAUGCGUACCCGCAGUGGUUUGCCCAUCAACCAGCGCAUGAACAACGCUAAAACGUCACUACCACCCACUAAAAAAAUCAAACCUAUCCCCUUGCCGAGGAGGACCUCGGUCACGAACUUCGAUGACUACAGCGCCCUCCUUUCCCGGCGCGCAAAAAUUUCCACUGCUACCACAGAUCCGCGCAUUGACACUGAGUCUGAAACCCAAGACCACCCCAAGAUCGACGACCCUGUCACAGAAGAUGAGAGCAACGGUGAAGGAGAAGUGGAGGCUCACAAGGGCGAUCCUGUAGAUGAUCCCAAGGUCUGUGAAUCCUUACCCGUCUCUGAUACUCCAGAGGAUGAAGACGCUUCCUCGGAUGGCACCCCUUCCACAGACAACAACUACCCAUAUGCAAAUCGACGAGCAAGGUUACGAGCUGAACAUCGUGCAAAGCUUGCUGCACGUGAUCUUUUUCCUCCAGACGAGGAGUCUGACAAAGGUGACGAUGAAUAUCAAGAAGAUGAAGAAGACGAGGACGAAGAAGUUCCUGUGCCUCCGUCGAAGGCGAAGUUGUUCAAGAAGCGUGCGCUCUCCAACGCUCCCCCCAAAAACUCCACAGUUAUAGAGACUUCCUUGACCGCCCCGGUACAACGCCGUGCAAAGCUUGCUGGGCGUGAUCUUUCUCCUCCGGAAGAGGAGUCUGACGGGGAUGACGAUGAAUAUAAAGAAGAUGAAGAAGCCUCUGACGAAGAAGCACCCGCGCCUCCAUCAAAGGCGAUGUUGUUCAAGAAGAGCGCGCUCUCCAACACUCUUCCCCCAAGCGCUCUGCCAAAAAACUCCAUGGCAAUGGAGACUGCCUCGCCCACCCCGCAACUUUAUUCAUUUGAUGAUGUCGGUGAAGACCUUCCCAUUGCUUCUAGACCUGGGCGGCUGUGCCAGGAAGGUGUAGAUGAUGCGCAGGAGCUCGGGCGCAAGACACUUGAGGCUGCCAAGGCAAUUGGGGACAAGUAUGGAAAAUCUGCACGUACAAUACUCAUUGAGGCCGGGUUGUCUGUGAAGCACUCCAGGGCCGAGACCCCAUGGAACAUGCACCAAGGAUGGUACAAGGGUAAAUAUCCUCGAGAAAAAGAUGAACAACUCAGUGAUUGGAGAAAGAGGCAGCGCGACCACUACUACAGCCUCCCAGAUGAUGACCCGCUGUGGGAUGAUGUACAAGCAUACUACGACUUUCACUUAGGCGGUGCCAAUAACAAUCAGUCGCGUGCCAGCAUCGUUAUGUCUACAAGGGACGCACUCGCUAAGCGUUUUGCAGCUUAUUCUCGUCUAGAAGGCAUUGAGGUCAUUGGCUGUGUCUUCGAUUCGACUCCUGAUGAGGCGGCCCGACAGGCCUCUGGUUUUGUCGCAGGCUCUUCCACCUUUAUGGAUCUCAUCAAUGAACGCCAAGUGGACGCCUGCCUCGCCUUAGAUUGGAUUAUCACUGCAGCGAAAGCAAAAAACUACCAGCUAGUACUGCCGCGGUUCAGUGGGGCUUAUGAUAUUUUGUUUUCGAAGCCUGGUGAAGCCCCACGGGAUCGUUACCGACGUAUCUGGUCAGUCAUGGUGCUUGAGAAGCUAGAACAAUUCGGCUAUAAAACCAAGUCUGUCCAGUGGCAGAAGCUACUCGAUGUUGCAUACCAGAACAAGUUUCAAUUUGAACUCUGGCCUGAUGGUGUUCAUCCGGUUGGCCCAGACUUCAACUACCACACCCUCAGCGCUCAACAUCUGAAGCUACUCGUCGUGCCUUACAUCAAGCGCAGGGCAACACCGUAUUAUGACGCCGAACUGAAGACAGAAGCUACUAAUCUACUCGAACUUCGGCGCAAGCAAGGACGCAGUGAUAAGACUCUUGAUGAUAUCAUUGACGAGUUGGAUGUCACUGUGUCCGAGAUUGAUAUUGUUCCUUGGCCGCAAGAUCACAUUGACCAAUGUGAAAAUGACGACCCUAGGAUGUUCGAUAUUCCUUUGGUCACCAGUGCUUCCCACAUCGUGCUCCGCAAACUAGCAGACUCCGAGAAAUUCAAGUACUCCGUCCCAAAAACGUUGCUGGAACAGUACAAGGAAGCAACAUCAACCAGUGGUUUGAAUGUUGGCCCCCCUUCUGGAGAAAGGCAGCGUGAAGAUACUACUCGUGAUUGCCGGCCUCAACAACAGACUCACCAUGCUGCUCGUGGAUUUUCUGUUGUUCACGAGGACCACCACAGCAACAAUGAUCCGCCCCGUACAGAACACCACUCAGCGGUGCUUCAGCCGCAGAGGAUGCAGCCUCGCAAGCGACUGCAUGUAGAGGAUUAUGAUCAAACAUUUGAAUCUGAGGCUGAUAGCUUGAAUGCACCAGACUCUCGCAUCAGGAAAAAGUCGAAGGUUGUACGUUACGAUGGUGCUCCGCGCAUUGUCCCAGCUCAUCCUCUUCCUCUUCCUCGACCUCGCGCACCUACCCCUGGCUAUGAGCCACCUCAACACUGGCGUAAUGAGGUACGGCAGAUGUCUCCACAGCAUGUUCAAGCUUAUGGGCAUAAUGUGGCCCAUUCUCGCCAUGAUUUUUCGGCUGCAGGCCCUUCAAGAGUGGUUGCAAGGGGACGUGAGAAAUAUGCUUAUGGCCGGAACACUCCGUCUCCUGAUUAUGGUGGCCAUUCAUAUGAUCGUGAUUUUGAUUACCGUGACUAA